This is a messenger RNA of Fusarium keratoplasticum, 1020 nucleotides long. RefSeq lists its product as uncharacterized. Gene Ontology annotation, molecular function: fructose 1,6-bisphosphate 1-phosphatase activity. The transcript has a single exon. Gene Ontology annotation, biological process: gluconeogenesis; fructose metabolic process; sucrose biosynthetic process. Gene Ontology annotation, cellular component: cytoplasm. The record is from RefSeq and is a predicted model, not a curated record. NCBI's taxonomy places the organism in Eukaryota, Fungi, Ascomycota, Sordariomycetes, Hypocreales, Nectriaceae. The coding region runs from base 19 to 1020 and encodes 333 amino acids.
UCACAACUCACCGCAACAAUGAGUCCAUCUCGAACGGGCGAGAACUCGGAGCUGGAGCUCAACGAGUUUCUCUCAUCUUUUGUUCCUCAAGAAACUCAUUCUUCCAUUCGCGAAUCCGUGGUUCCUGGGCUUCUUACGGCUAUCUCCGCUAUCGGCAGGGAACUCAGAUCAUCACACCAUGUCACAAUUGUCGGCACCGAAAAUGCGUUUGGAGAUGAGCAGCUGAAUGUGGAUGUCUUGGCUGAGAAGAUCCUGCGAGACGAAAUCGCGAAGUGUCCGACUAUCUACACAGCGAGCAGUGAGGAAGAUCCCGUGGAACGAUCAACAAACGGCGGUAAAGACGACAGCAGCAGCAACGAGCGAUAUACUGUUGCUUUCGAUCCUCUCGAUGGCAGUUCAAUUAUUGGGCCUAAUUGGUCUGUGGGCACCAUUAUUGGUGUUUGGGAGGGAGUCACUUCGCUCAACCAGCCUGCCAAGAAGCAAAUUGCAUCCAUUAUUGGGGUCUUUGGACCGCGCACCCUCGCUAUCGUGGCCCUUCGAAUUCCUGGAACCCGCGAUGUAUGCUUCGAAGUUAACCUGGACGACAUCGACAAAAUCACCAUUGUUCGUCCAGAGAUUUGCUUUGCUCAGCCUCCGUUUAAGGCGCGAUACUUUGCCCCGGCCAAUCUCCGCGCAGCCGCCGAAAACGAAAAGUACAUGAACCUCGUCACCAAGUUCAUCAGCGAAAAGUACACCCUUCGAUACUCUGGAGGUCUCAUUCCCGAUCUCUUCCACGCCCUUGUUAAGGGUCAUGGCGUCUACAUCUCCCCCGUCACCGCAACCAGCAAGGCCAAGCUGCGAAGACUCUAUGAGCUGCUUCCCGUCGCGCUUGUCAUUGAGUGCGCUGGAGGUCAGGCUAUCGACCCCGAGACUGGCCUGAGAAUCCUGGAUACCCCUUUGAAGGGUUGUGAUGACAGGGCUGGUCUGAUUUGUGGGACAUCUGAAGAAGUUGAGGCUGUUAAGGAGGCGCUGUUGGGCUGA